CGCUGCAGUACGAUUUGAGAUUCGUAAGCGCGCGCUACUCGAAAACGUUGGUGCAAGCAAUCGCGCGGCAACUAUUCCGACGCAUUGUACGACAACGAUAUCGACGCGCGAUCGCUCGCGGGAGCUCGAGGUUGCAUCCGAGCAGCAAGAAGGCGAGGAAAUCGAAAGAGGAAGAGAGAGAGUGAGAAAUUGUCACCUUUUCAUCCAAUCUCGCCAAGAAAGGGAAAAAGUGAAGAGGGUUGCUUUUACGAUAUAAUGAACAUGCAAAGAUGUGGCGGCUCGUGUAGUAGGCAGCCGGCAGCGAUAUCAGUGAAAAAAGUGGCGCGAGACCGGCACGCGACGAUUUUGAUUGGUCGAGUCAGCGAUCCUUAAAAAGCUCCGCGUGCAUACGUACACGGCAGAGGAUACGCAUCAGCUACGUCAGAGCGUGGACGAUCGACGGAUGGCCAUGUCGAUCGAGUGACACCUUCGAAAGCGUCCAAGCGCGAGUGCGGCUAAUUUCGUUGGACGCGCACUAGCGAAUCGCUCAUGAUCAUCGGUGCAAGUGCGCGUUUCAUGUGAAUCAAGUCCAAGUGUCAGCGAAUCGUGGCCCGUAGAGAGAGAGAGAGAGAGAGUACGGAUCGUUUCACGAGCCCCGGCACGUGUAUCGAUUAGACGCGACGAAAGAAAGGGAAAAUCAAAAAAGGAGCACAAGUGCCGCUGUGGAUAUUCUGUGGUGUGCUCCGAUACGUACGAGGCAAGGGCUGGCGCGCAAACCUCGCGUGUCUAUUGCGCGCUUGAAGGUAGCCGCGCGGCCUCGUGCGGCCCAGUCUACCUACGGAAGCUCGCCUGCUCUUAGUUCGCCACGAUAGUGUGUAUCGGCUCGACGCCGACAACUCGCUCAUCUAAAUAUACACUUACGUACACACAUACACACACACACACACACACACACACACAUACACGCACACAAUACACAACAGGCACCCACACAAAACGCACUUAUACGCCAGCGAAAAACACAUACAUGCUCACGAUUUAUCCGACCAGUAUAGAAAUAUAUUAUCUAAAAUAAAUUUGAGUGCGACCGAAGUGGAGUGCAAUAUUAGUGUGUGGAGCUGAGAAAGAAAUUUGUGAAAUCAAACUUUUUUUCAUAAUUUAAUCGACGCAAGUGAAUUUCUACGAACGAAAGAACGAACGAACGAACGAAAGAAACCAGCUGUCGCGACGGCAGAACAGAUUAAUUCAUAACGGUAUCGAGAAUAAAUGAAACUUCGAGCAGAUCCCCCAAUGCUGCAUCAUCAUUAAUAAAAAUCGAAUAAUCGAGCUUGGCGCAGAGCUGUUGGCGAGAUGUCACGCGUAAUCGGGCGCACGCGCCACUACGCCAACGAAUUCAACGUCAUCGGUCCAGGUGGACUCGUCCUCCGUCGAGACGGCAGCAGCUCGUCGAGUCGCCACUGCUACCGAUCGCUCGCAGCGAUCAGCCGGGCCUGAGGAGCCAACGACUCACAGCGAGCGACUCUCGGAGCUUAGCCGAGGAGGAGCUUGGCAUCGUCCAAGGAGCCGUCGCGCAAAACGCCGAGCACGAGCAGGAACGCGGGACCGAGGUCGUCGCUGCGCUCGCGAACAGGAGCCACGAGAGGAGGUGCCCAUUGGAGCGAGAGUAAAGAGCGCUCGCGCACCGGAUCGUCAUCUCUCCGAACGAUCCAAGCGCGAGCGACCCGAGCAGAGGCCUUACCGCUGGCCUGGCCAGCUACUAUGCGAAUUGAAGCUUUCGGCGCACUCGUCGCGGUGGUUUGGCUGACCGCAGUACUUAGCACGCGGCUUUUGGUUGCUGCCAGCAACGACACGACAGAAUCAUUAACGCACAAACCCAUCAGCAGCAGUAGUAGCAGCAGUAGCAGCAGCAGCAACAGCGGCAACAGCGGCAACAGCAGGGAGCCUCAUUUUGGAGAGCACUACAGCAAUCGGUGGACGAUGUCGCUGGAAGAGUCGACGACGAGGCGGCUGUCUUAUCCGGAAAUGCAGGAGCUCAUCAGGCUGGAGAGCGGGGCGAACGAGAACCCGGUCGACUGCUGUCCGACGGUCAUGGAGAUGAUCGAGCCCGCGGGCGGCAUCAACCAGAACAACAUGUACGUCGAGCUCUACAGGCACAAGGAGAACAAGCAGCGAUUCUACGAGGUGUCCUGCAAGGAGGAGUUCCUCGACAAGCCCUGCCGCUUCAUCGACCGCAAGCUGGCACCCCAGUCGCGCUGCGUGCAAAAGUUCACCUUCGUCUACGCUAUUAUCAAGAGCAACGCUCACAGCAAGGAGGACGAGGAGCCGCGAGUGAGGCACAACCAUCACCAGCACGGCAGCGCCGAGCAAUACCGAUUCCAAGGCUUCCCCGUCGGCACGACGCCCUGGGCCCUCGACUACAUCAAAGUGCGCAGCGGCUGCAGCUGCGAAAUAUACCCCAAGCCGAGGAAGCGCAAGACCGCCGCGAUGAAGCUGAAGAAGAGCCGAGUGCUCAGCUCCGCUCCGAGCAAUCGGACUCGGCUGCUCUCGGCGCGCAUACCCCCUCACACUCAUCACCAUCAUCACCAUAACGCGAGCUUCCUGCCGGCGACGAGCAUCGAGAACGUCAGUGGGGGCACUAGCAACAACAGCAACAACAGCAACGAGAGCAGCAGCGACAGCUUCGAGCUCGUGUGACGACACGCUGCUGAUGCCGAACGAAGAGUAUCGCCCUUGUCCGCUACUGCUGCUGCUACCACUGCAACUACUACUCCAUUCGUUUCGAUCGAUCGUUUGCUCUUUCUCGGAAUGAUAAUGACUCCGUUGUCACUUAGCGCCGCGCGCCUCCUUCUUUUUUCUUUAGUAAACUUGCUAUUUUACUUUGUUCAUUUACAUUACUUCUAGUUUAACUCGGGAUAAUUCUUAUAGCAAUUAUUACUACUUACUGCAAGGUAAACGUACUGUACUACAUCAUUAUUAGAUGCAUAUUUUUUAAUUUUAUUUUGAUUCUCUUUUGAAUCAUUAUUUUAUUACCGUUAAUAAUUGUUAAUUCAUAUGCACAUUUAUAUGCUUGUAUUAUGUAUGCUUAUCAAUGUGUAGUACACUAUCAAGCUGCGCGUGCUCGUGAUGAUCAUUAAAAUUCUUGUUUUAAAAAGUUGUUGAUGUUGAACAAAGAUUAAACGCAUAAUGGAAACACGCAAAAAUUCGGGUUUGACACCAACUGCAGGUACGAUGCAUAAACGCUUCCCCAUUUUCCGACGCAUUCGCAAUAAUGCCAUCCCUUUAGUGCAAAGAUGAUUUCGCGUCGUGUGUUUUCGUCGAUCGACACAUUCCAGCCGAUUAUGAUAUAUUUAUAUACGUUUCUUUACCUUACUUUUAUUGCUCGUGCAACCACGAUCAUUUUAUUUAAUUAUUAUAGUUUUGAGAUUUUCAUUAUAAUCUGUUUUUAUCUAAGGACUACAUAUGACGAUGAUGCAUGCAUUACAUCUUAUCAAAUAUUAAGCUUAUAUAUUUUAUUAUAUGCUUUAUUGAUGAAUACUACGAUGAAUUUUUAAUCAGAAAUUGUAUAAACGGCCAGUGUUUUAUUUACCAAAAUUAGUUUGUGGAAGCAGCUGACAUUCUUUGUUCGUUUCCGUGUGUGCAAGUAUGCAUGAUUAAUUUUUAUUAAAAGCUUUGCAGGCAAUAACAUGAUACUCUGUAACGUCGUUUUACAUAUAUUUAUCUUUUGAAUAACGAUUUUUGGUGCGUGGAAGGAAAUUAUUUAGUUAUAUACGAUAUUAUUAUAAUUAUUAUCAUAAUUAUUCUAAUUAUUCUUAUUAUAAUUAUUAUUAUAAUAAUAACCAUUACUAUUUCUAUCGAACAUUUGUAUUAAUUCACGAGAUAAAAACUUUCGUCAAAUUAAAUGUAUUUUCGUGCAUUCUAUUGUAAAAUUCAAAUUAAUUUCAAAUUUAUUAUGAUGUAUUUUCAUUAAACAAUUUACCAUAAUUUAAAACAUUAUUAAUUUUCAAAUCAUAACAUACAGUAAAAUUAGGAGCAAUUUAUCUGUUUUGUAUUAGAGUAUAGACGUCAAUGUAUAAAAUGUAUUUUUUAAAGUAACAACUAAUAGUUAAUUUUUAAUUUAAUUUGUACCAUUUUUGUAAAUCUCAAAAACUAGUCUUAUAUGUUAUAAAAUUAUAUAGAAAAAUUAUUAAUGUAAUAAAUGCGUAAUCACGA
Messenger RNA from Trichogramma pretiosum, 4188 nucleotides. RefSeq lists its product as uncharacterized. The coding region runs from base 1738 to 2673 and encodes 311 amino acids. NCBI's taxonomy places the organism in Eukaryota, Metazoa, Arthropoda, Insecta, Hymenoptera, Trichogrammatidae. The record is from RefSeq and is a predicted model, not a curated record. The transcript is spliced from 6 exons.